Molecule: messenger RNA, 1994 nt
Organism: Melanotaenia boesemani (Boeseman's rainbowfish)
Lineage: Eukaryota; Metazoa; Chordata; Actinopteri; Atheriniformes; Melanotaeniidae
Exons: 3
Coding region: 114-1511 (465 amino acids)
Source: RefSeq, a predicted model, not a curated record
GUGAUUUUGUCAUCUAACUUCCGUUCUGGAGCGGAAGUGCUGUUGUUGUGGGUCGGAGAGAAAUUGAUUGAUUGGAGUGUUUUAGAAGCAUCGCUUACGUUAGCCAGCUAGCGAUGUCUAGCAUAUCAUGUUCUGUGAGAGGAUGCCACAACAACUGGAUAAAGAGGAGACAGCAGUUGAAGCAACAGUGCUUUGAACAUAAAGUGGAGAUGCAGGAAUGUUGUGGAGCAGCAUACAACCUGCACCCCCCUCCCAAAGAUGAGGAGCAUUUAAGGCUGUGGCUAAAGGCGCUGAACCUGAAGAGACCACCCAAGCGACCAUACGUUUGUUCGUUUCAUUUCGUGGACGGCAAGCCGACGGAUGAGCACCCUUAUCCUGAGAAAUGGCUCAGCUAUGAUGCUCCGGUGAAGAAGCCACGUCGGGUGUUGAAGAGGUUACCGCCGGAUUCAGGUACAUCAGGUGGUGCCAGCAACGCAGUAGAGAACUGUGAGGAUGAGGAUGACAUACCUACACACUGUGAUGGGGAAACACAGUGGGAAGAUUUGUCUGUCAAUGACCACAGCUAUUCUUCAAAAUUAUUACUGCAACCAAAGCCCAGUACAUCUGACAAAGGAACACAAUGCAUUGAGCAAGUUCCACUGUACAUAACUUUACUGAGGAAUGACAACCUUUCUCAGCUUUAUACAGGGUUAUCUUUGGAUGCAUUUAAGUCUGUUGCUGAGCACCUCACAAAAGUCUACAGCGGUAGCUUUCAUUUACAUCCGUGGGAUCAGCUUCUGAUGACCCUGAUGAAGCUGCGUCUGAAUUUAUUGCAGGGUGACCUUGCUGAACGGUUUAGCGUCUCCCAAACCAUUAUAAGCAAGAUUAUCAGUUGCUGGAUUGACCUCAUGGAGGAGAACAUGAGGUGUUACAUCCCAUGGCUUCCCAGGGAAACAAUUCAAGCAACAAUGCCUCAGUCCUUCAAAGAACAUUAUCCAAAAACAACAUGUGUGAUUGACUGUUCAGAGACUCCCCUUCAAAAGCCGCGUAAUCUUGACUCAAGAGGUGAGUCCUACAGCCACUACUAUGGUCAGAAUACCAUAAAAUACCUUGUUGCAGUGGCACCAUGUGGACUCAUCAUGUUCAUCUCACCAGCAUAUGGAGGAAGGUGCAGUGAUAAAUUCAUUACUGCAAAUUCUGGAUUCCUGGAAUACCUACGUCCAGGUGAUGAAGUCAUGGCUGACAGAGGUUUCACCAUUAAUGAUUUUCUCUAUGAAAGAAAAGUAAAACUUGUCAUUCCAGCAUUCACAAAGAAAGGAAUGCAACUCUCUGAGGAAGACACCACCAACACAAGACGCAUCGCCAAUGUACGAGUCCAUGUUGAGCGAGUCAUUUGCAGACUGAAAAAUUUCAAAAUCCUUUCUCAAACAGUUCCAAUUAAUCUCACCCCUAAAAUUGACAAAAUAUUGAGGAUUUGUGCAGCUCUUUGUAACCUUCGAAGCAAUAUCAUUUCUGAUGUAGAAGAAGAAUAAGACCGGGCAAAGUUUCUUCAAAGUUGUGUUUCACAUCUCUUCACACAGUUCACACAGUAAAUAUUUGUCUGUAAAUAUGUAACAUUAGAUAUGUGUUUGGUUAGGUCCAUGUAGUUUUAUCAUUCUAUACAAGGCUUUUUGACUUUGGCAACUGUAUUACAUGUUUGUAAAUAUUGACCAGAUGAACCAUAUUUUUUAAAAAAUAAUACAGCGAUAUGGAGGAUUAAACUGGUGAUUUUAAUAAUACAUCACAAGUUUGAAAAAACUUAAUCUUUAUUUAUAUUUUAUAUGUGAAUGGAAUGUUAGAAAAAAUACAUACAGAAAAAAGUUGAAAAAAACUACAGAUUAUUAACUUAUGAAGCAGCAUUAACAAUUUCAAACAAGGCUUUUCUUCAUAAUGGUUGUAACAUGGAACUAAAUUACAUAAGUUGUGAGUUCUCUCAAGCACUAAAAUGAAAAAUACAUUUGAAUAUCCAAAACCAA